Messenger RNA from Ochotona princeps (American pika), 1509 nucleotides. It is a transcript of the gene HHLA1, whose product is annotated as HHLA1 neighbor of OC90. The transcript is spliced from 16 exons. The coding region runs from base 1 to 1509 and encodes 502 amino acids. Lineage: Eukaryota; Metazoa; Chordata; Mammalia; Lagomorpha; Ochotonidae. The record is from RefSeq and is a predicted model, not a curated record.
AUGCUGGGAUUCCUGCUGCAGGGCCCUCCAGGGAGGCUGUGCAUGGGCCUCACAUGUGUCCUGUCCCUUUGGAACACAGUGUCCAGCCUUAAAGGAGAAAUCAAGAGAGAGAAGGGAAUGACCUUCCUACCUGCAACAGUGUCCAGCAUGCGAAGGGAAGAGAGGAAAGAAAAAGAGGUGGCAAUCCUUGCAACCACAGAGCUCCCUGCAAGGUCAGUUGAUUUGUCUGCACUGAACCUCACAGAACUCGUGAAUGGGAUGCUGAGCAGGGCUUUGAAAGAGAGCAAGCAGUUCUUCUCCCUGCUGAGCAUCACUUCCUAUAGUUCGUUCGCAUUCCACAAGCUGUCGGUGGCCAUUUACAACAUUUCUAACCUGAAGGUGGUGGACUCAGCCAAAUUCCCUGCAAGGCACUGCUACUGCUUAAAUAAUCAGACCAAUGACCUGUCAGAUUUCACGGCACUCCUGGUGGAUAUCAUUGGAAAUUCUACCAGCUACCUCACGGAAAUUUUUAAGUCAACCUCCAUCCUCUCAGUGAGUCAAACCAAUGAAUCUGACUGCAUCUUCAUCUGCGUGAUGACAGGAAAGUCAGGCAGGAACCUUUCUGACUUCUGGGAGCUGGCAGAGAAAUCCCCUGUCAUCAACUACACAUUUACCAGCAGCAUGACUGGUGUUCUAGGCACAGCUACCAGAGGAACAGCUGGGGCAUCAAAGCCCACAACCAAAAGCCAGCAAACACGACCAAGUACAGGGCGCCCGCACUGGAGCUGGAGCACACCUCGGACAUCUGCCGCGAGUCCUCCUCACUGGAUGGAGACGACGGCCUCAGGGGGAGAGGCACCAGGCACAAGAGCUGCCAGCAGUGUGGCCAGAACACUGAGGAAGACCACCAACAGGCCGACAUGGGCUUCCACAAUCUCUGUGCCCUGGGAUCAGACCACACCUGAGAAAAAACUCAGAGGGCCCCCCUGGGAAACACAUGCCUCCACACCGGUGUCUGCUGCAGGGGUCCAGGAAGCAGCCCACCCCGGGGGCCCUGUGACACCUCCAGCCGGGAUGGCUGCAUCCAGCAGCCCCGCCUCAGGAACAUUCACCCCUGGCACCCAGACUCCAAAUCCAACCAAGGCACCGGCCCCAAGAGACCCACAACAGAUAGGUGAUCUUGCUGUGGAGUGGCCUUUUACCCCCAGGGAGGAGCCUGCCCUGGUCCCAGCACCCCACCCAGCUUCAAGAUGUCCUCAGCCACUGGUCAAAGAGGUGACCAUGACAGUAGCUCCUGUCAUCCUGGUCAUCCAGAAGCUCAAUCCAUGCCUCAUGGAGCUGUGCCGCUUCUUCCAGCGAUGCUUGUGCACAAACCGGAGGAAUUCCAGGAAAGACAGCAUGAGGUACUGUCUUGGAUACUACUCCUGGUUUCUGAAGAAUGCCACGUUUAUCUGCCCCAGGGUGAAAACAGUGUCCCACUCACACACCUUAAAACAAAAAUGCCUUGAGAAUAUCUGCAAGUCUGUGUGA